Messenger RNA from Habropoda laboriosa, 2223 nucleotides. It is a transcript of the gene pHCl-1, whose product is annotated as glutamate-gated chloride channel. Gene Ontology annotation, cellular component: neuron projection; synapse; membrane. Gene Ontology annotation, biological process: regulation of membrane potential; chloride transmembrane transport; nervous system process. The coding region runs from base 117 to 1811 and encodes 564 amino acids. Lineage: Eukaryota; Metazoa; Arthropoda; Insecta; Hymenoptera; Apidae. The transcript is spliced from 14 exons. The record is from RefSeq and is a predicted model, not a curated record. Gene Ontology annotation, molecular function: chloride channel activity; neurotransmitter receptor activity; extracellular ligand-gated monoatomic ion channel activity.
GGCGAGAAGGAAGAUGAGAGUCCGCGAAAGUUGAAGUAAAAACCUGCACAACGAACAGCAACAGCCUGCCUCGUCCAUUGCGACCAGCCACAUAUCUCACGUUAAGAUGACAUAGAAUGGGUUGGGUGGCGCUAGGGCGGUGUGCGGGUGGUGGCGGCCGCCUCUCGUCCGUCCUCUCGCUGUCUCUCACCUCCCUCGCGAGCUCCCUCAUCUUUACCAUCCUCUGUAUCCUCACACUUGCCCUCACUCUUGUCACUCUCGUGCGUGCCGAAGACAUCUUCGAGGAGGGCAAGUCGGACAAGGAGAUUCUGGACAACCUGCUGCUGUCGACGCGUUACGAUAAGCGGCUUCUGCCCCCGGUCCAAGAUGCGGAUUUCUGCUGCGGAAUGCGAUGGCCUGGUGACGCGACCGGCCUGUCGAACCGGUCGUCGACCUCCUCUAACGACCCCAAGAACCAGUACAAGAACCAGAACAAUAACCACUACACGUCGCACCAACACCUUCGCACCCACCUUCGCGGAACCUUGACCGUGAACGUGAGCGUGCUGUUGCUAAGUUUGGCUUCUCCGGACGAGUCCAGCUUGAAAUACGAGGUGGAGUUCUUGCUGCAACAGCAGUGGUACGACCCACGGCUGCGCUACAGCAACCGAUCGCAAUACGAGUUCUUGAAUGCGAUUCAUCACUACAACGAUAUCUGGUUGCCGGACACGUACUUCAUAAUGCACGGAGACUUUAAGGACCCGCUCAUACCGGUUCACUUUGCCCUACGUAUAUACCGGAACGGCACGGUCAACUACCUUAUGCGGCGUCAUCUCAUCCUAUCCUGCCAGGGUAGACUCAAUAUCUUCCCCUUCGACGACCCACUGUGUUCAUUCGCGAUCGAGAGCAUAUCGUACGAGCAAACGGCGAUCACGUACGUGUGGAAGAACGACGAAGGUACCUUGCGAAAAAGUCCGAGCCUGACGUCGCUGAACGCAUACCUCAUUAAGAACCAGACAAUCACCUGUCCGAUCAAAGUAAGCUGGAGAGCUGACGGACAGAUCAUGGUCGACUACGAGGACGAGUUCGAUGAAUUUGGGGACUCAAAGUGCUCGCUGUGCCAGCGCAGGUUUGAGGAGCAAGGUAACUACAGCUGCCUGAAGGUGGAUCUGAUUUUCACGCGAGAUCGUGCCUUCUACUUCACGACGGUCUUCAUCCCGGGAAUCAUUCUGGUGACCAGCUCCUUCAUUACCUUCUGGCUCGAAUGGAACGCCGUGCCAGCGCGUGUGAUGAUCGGUGUGACGACGAUGCUCAACUUCUUCACGACGUCGAAUGGUUUCCGGUCGACGCUGCCCGUCGUGUCGAACCUAACUGCCAUGAACGUGUGGGACGGCGUGUGCAUGUGCUUCAUCUAUGCCAGCCUGCUAGAGUUCGUUUGCGUGAAUUACGUUGGCCGUAAACGGCCGAUGCACAACGUCGUCUAUCGUCCCGGAGAGAAUCCUGUCACUCAGCGGCUCCCAGCGGUGCUCAGCAGGAUAGGGAUAAUAUUGGCCAGCCCCUUGACCCUGUCGCAGGGUAAAAAGAAGCGAGAGGGCGGUCCACCGACCGGAGCUACGACAGGACCGAACGAGAUCGUAACCUGCACCAACUGUGGACCCAACCCUUGCACGCACACCACCACCAAUGGAUGCACAGCCGAGCUACGGAAAAAGGAGCCACCCCAUCCGAUAAGAGUGGCAAAGACGAUCGACGUGAUAGCAAGAAUCACCUUUCCGGUCGCCUAUUUCAUGUUCCUCACCUUUUUCUUCAUCCACUACAAAGGCACCUCGUAGACCGGCACCAGAGGGGCGACGAUCGAACAAAUUCCACCUUCGAUCCGAUUAUUAUUCGCCAGAGAUUCCAAGGGAAAUAAUGUGCCCGUUUCGGGAGGGGAGGGGAGGAUCGUCGAAGAAAAGGAAAGAAGAGAAGACAGACGAAAGUGUUGUUUCGGCUCGCUAAAAUCGAAACAUUAUCGAGAGAGAGAGAGGCGUUAGGUUGUGGUUAGGCUUCUUCAAGGAAAAUCGUGGGCGGGAGAUACUCGAAUCGGUGGAUUCGCCCCUUCCUCAUCUUUUCUCACAUGUGAUAAUUCUUAAAAAAGCACUCUUUAUCGAAAGAGCUCGAUCCUCGAGCGGAUGAUCGACCAAGGACGUACACACACACGACGAGAGGCAGAGAGGGAGAGAAUAGACAAAUGGAGAGACACAA